Molecule: messenger RNA, 1711 nt
Organism: Neltuma alba
Lineage: Eukaryota; Viridiplantae; Streptophyta; Magnoliopsida; Fabales; Fabaceae
Product: cyclin-D3-1-like
Exons: 4
Coding region: 208-1317 (369 amino acids)
Source: RefSeq, a predicted model, not a curated record
CUCACCUCUAAAUUCAAUAUCUACUACUGCUCCUACUUUUCUUCCUCUGCCCCUCACCAAUUCUCUCUUCUGCUUCCCCAUUACUGAGACACACACACAGAUAGAGGAAGAGAGAGAGAGAGACAGAGAUGGGUGAGCUUCUGUGUCUUCACUUUUUAUGAUGACCAAAACACCAUCACUAGCUCCCUCUCUUCUUCCCAGAAGAAGAUGGCAAUCCUCCACCAUCACAAUGACCAACUAGCUCACCACGAGAACUCUUCCUCUUUCCUUGAUGCUCUUUACUGUGAUGAAGAAAGAUGGGAGGAGGAGGAAGUAGAACAAGUGGAAGGGAAUAAUGAGACUGGUUUUCUUCUUCCUCGGAUCUUGUCGGAGCAAGACUUGUUCUGGGAAGAUGAAGAGCUGAACUCUCUCUUCUCCAAAGAAGAAGAAGCUUGCUUUGAUCUGGAUGUUGAUCUUUCUCUGGCUCGUCGUGAGGCAAUAGAAUGGAUGCUUAAAGUUCAUGCCCACUAUGGCUUCUCUGCUCUAACGGCAACACUGGCCAUCAACUAUCUGGACAGAUUCCUUUCGAGCUUCCAUUUUCAAAGGGAGAAGCCGUGGAUGAUCCAGCUUGUGGCUGUCGCUUGCCUCUCUUUGGCAGCAAAAGUUGAAGAAACUCAAGUUCCCCUUCUUCUAGACCUCCAAGUUGAAGAUACUAAAUGCAUGUUUGAGGCAAAGACUAUACAGAGAAUGGAGCUGCUUGUUCUAUCAGCCCUGAAAUGGAAGAUGCACCCAGUAACGCCGCUCUCUUUUCUAGAUCACAUCAUAAGGAGGCUUGGAUUAAAAACUCAUCUUCACUGGGAAUUCCUCAGGCGCUGCGAGCAUCUCCUGCUCUCUAUUCUUCCAGAUUCAAGAUUUGUGGGUUAUCUCCCAUCGGUGUUGGCUACAGCGACAAUGCUGCGUGUGGUAGACCAGAUUGAGCAGAGUGAAGGAAUGGAAUAUAAAAAUCAGCUUCUGGGCGUUCUUAAAAGUAACAAGGAGAAAGUAGACGAGUGCUAUAAUGCGAUACAGGAGAUGUCAAAGGGCAAUAAUUAUUAUAAUUAUGGGCAUAACAAGACUAAGAAACGAAGAUAUGAGGAAAUUAGUCCGGAGAGUCCAAGUGGCGUAAUCGACGCAGUUUUUGGGUCUGAUGGUUCCAACGAUUCGUGGGCAGUGGGGUCAUCAUUAUGUUCAUCCCCAGAGCCACUGUUCAAGAAGACCAGACCCCAAGAACAGCAACAACAAAUGACGUUGUCCCCGUUCAAUCGGGUCAUUGUCGGAAUCGUUGGAGCGUCCCCUUGAAGAGAUCUUUGAUAAAAACAAACAAAACCACUUCAAAAAGGAUGUUUUUAUAUUUACUGCGGUAAUACCAAAAUUCACUGUUCGUUCUUGCCGCUACAUGUCUUCAUUUCCAACAAUGCCCAUAGAAGAGGUGCAGAAGAACAAGGUGAAAGAGGAGGACAAAGUUGGCAAUGAAGAAUAUAUCUGCUGCUGUGCAUUAUAUUCUGCAUCUCUACUAUAUGUUUUCUCUUAGGCACUCUUUCUUUUCUUGAUCUUCUUUUUUUUCCCCUUCUUUAAAUGGAUCUCUUCGGGACCAUAUUUUAUUUGGACAUACUUAUAUCUUUCAUUCCAUAAUAAAUUCAGAACAAUUCUUGUUCACUUUUUGUUUGUGGUUUCACCUCACGUUGAAUGCUUU